AUGGCCGAGAUGGACAAGCCUUCCGCGAGCGAUGUCGUUGUCAUUGGGGGAGGACCAGCUGGCUCGUAUGCGGCUACGCUGCUGGCUAGAGAGGGUUUCAGUGUAACACUUCUCGAACGCGACCAGUUUCCAAGGUAUCACAUUGGAGAGAGCCUUCUCCCGUCCAUUCCCCGGUACCUGUCCAUCAUCGAAGCAGAGAGCAUUAUCAAGGCGUUAGGCUUCAAGGUCAAGCCAGGCGCGGCGUGGAAGCUGAACCAGUACAGCCGCGAAGGAUACACCGACUUUUCCACACUAGAUCCUUCGGACGUUACUUGGAACGCCGUCCGCUCCGAAUUCGAUCACGCGCUUCUGCAGUACGCUGCCGAAUGCGGAGUGCGCGUCUUUGAAAACACGAAGGUCACUGCGCUUUGCUUCGAUGACGCUGAACAGCCCGAGCGCCCUACAGCAUGCAAUUGGAAGACUAAGGACGGCUCCGAAGGUCUUGUACGGUUCAAAUGGGUCGUCGACGCUUCCGGACGAGCGGGGAUCCUCUCCACACAGUAUCUGCAUAACCGCAAGUUCAACACCAGUCUCAAGAACGUAGCCUGCUGGGGAUACUGGAAGGACGGCGCAGCAUAUGCGCCUGGGACUGAGAGAGAGGGUGCUCCCUGGUUUGAAGCUUUGACGGAUGAGUCUGGAUGGGCUUGGUACAUCCCUCUUCACGACGGCACUACUUCCGUUGGCAUCGUCAUGAAUGAGGGAGCGAGCAAGCGAAAGAAAGACGACUUCCGUACCCAGAAUGGCGGCAGCACGCUUCUACAGUUCUAUCUCAGCCAGUUACCGCUUGUCCCAGGUCUCCGCACGUUGCUGGAGCGCGCGACGCUUGUUUCCUCCAUCAAAUCAGCGAGCGACUACAGCUAUUCAGCUUCCUCCAGCGGAGGUCCUGGAUAUCGCUUGGUUGGCGACGCUGCGGCCUUCAUAGAUCCUCUGUUCUCGUCAGGCGUACAUCUUGCAUUCACGAGUGCUCUCUCGGCUGCGUGCUCCAUAGCCGCGUCCAUCAGAGGACAUUGCUCAGAGGAGAUGGCCGUCGCAUUCCAUAAUCAAAAGAGCGGGACGGCGUACACAAGAUUCUUAGUAGUUGUCAUGGGCGCGUACCUGCAGAUUCGGUCGCAGAGUGUACCGGUUCUACAGGAUGUCGACGAAGACAACUUCGAUCGCGCAUUCGACCUCCUUCGUCCCGUUCUGCGAGGCGAAACAGACAUCAGUGGAGGUUCACUGACUGAAGACGAGUUGGUACAGGCCAUGCGCUUCUCUGCUGCCGUGGUGAUGGCUCCCACAACACCCUCCAUGCACGCCAACGUCACGAAACGCCUUCCGGACUCGUUGACCGACAUGAGCAGCCCCAUACUGCCGCCCGAGAACAUCAAGCGUAUCGUCGGCCAGGAAGACGACGAAGCCUUUCACGUCUUACGGGAGAUCAAUGCGCGAAAGCCUAUUCACCAGAUGUAUGACGUUGGGAAUCACUUCGUACAGGAGGAGUUCUGCGGAAUGGUGCCCUGCAUUACGCGAGGCGAGCUUGGGCUCGCCACUCGCGUUUAG
Peniophora sp. CBMAI 1063 is the source of this 1578-nucleotide messenger RNA. The record is from the annotation of a GenBank genome assembly. Lineage: Eukaryota; Fungi; Basidiomycota; Agaricomycetes; Russulales; Peniophoraceae.